Harpia harpyja (harpy eagle) is the source of this 5047-nucleotide messenger RNA. It is a transcript of the gene LMO3, whose product is annotated as LIM domain only 3. The record is from RefSeq and is a predicted model, not a curated record. Lineage: Eukaryota; Metazoa; Chordata; Aves; Accipitriformes; Accipitridae. Gene Ontology annotation, biological process: positive regulation of transcription by RNA polymerase II. Gene Ontology annotation, cellular component: nucleus. The transcript has 5 exons. Gene Ontology annotation, molecular function: transcription coactivator activity; DNA-binding transcription factor binding. Bases 308 to 745 code for a protein of 145 amino acids.
GCCGCUUCAGUAGAGGUAAGUUGUCUUCAGCCAGGACGGAGACAGACAGCCUUGGACUGCAAGAUACUAAAAGGAGGACACCUGUAGCUCGGAUGCGGUCAACACAAUUACUUGGCGGAUCCUUGAGGACCUCAUUAUUUUAAACUUAAAGAAUAGCGAUCUCCCUCCCCAUCUCUCCCACCCCCUCUUUAUUUUUUUUCCCCAAACAAUGCUUCUUUUUGACCUUUCCCAAGGAGAAGAGCUACAAAGCAGCCACUGUGCUUAUUGAACUGCCUCCUCUCUAUCGCUUAAUUGAGAAGGUAUACAAAUGCUCUCAGUCCAGCCAGACACCAAGCCGAAAGGUUGUGCUGGCUGCAACCGUAAGAUUAAAGACCGGUAUCUCCUAAAGGCCCUGGACAAAUAUUGGCAUGAAGACUGCCUGAAAUGUGCCUGCUGUGACUGUCGCCUUGGGGAGGUGGGCUCUACCUUGUACACCAAAGCCAACCUUAUCCUUUGUCGCAGAGACUAUCUGAGGUUAUUUGGCGUUACAGGAAACUGUGCUGCCUGCAGUAAGCUCAUACCUGCUUUUGAGAUGGUGAUGAGAGCAAAGGACAAUGUUUAUCACCUGGACUGUUUUGCAUGUCAACUUUGUAAUCAGAGAUUUUGCGUUGGAGACAAAUUUUUCCUGAAGAACAACAUGAUUCUGUGCCAGACAGACUAUGAGGAGGGUUUAAUGAAAGAAGGUUAUGCACCCCAAGUUCGCUGAUCUGAUGCCACAUCAUUAAGAAUACAAAGCACUAUGUUCUUUUAUCUUUUUUGCUCAACAUGUAUAUAAGAAAUGACACAGGAACCUACUGAAUAGCAUAGAUAUAGGGAGACAGAAUGGUUGCGUGAAAUAAAAGGCGGACUGCAUCUGUAUGUAGUGAAAAUUCCUCCAGUUCAGAGUUGAAUGUUAAUUAAAAAGGUACUGUACAUACAGCUGGAUUCUUUUUGCUUGCUCUUGGGGUUUUUGGUUUGUUUGGUUUUUUUGUUUCUUUUUGUGUCAUUUGGCAUGAGAUGUUUAUUUUGGACUAUUGUAUAUAAUGUAUUGUAAUAUUUGAAGCACAAAUGUAAUACAGUUUUAUUGUGUUACCAUUUGUGUUCCUGUUUGCUUCUUUGUAUUGUUGCAUUUAGUACAAUCAGUGUCUAAACUUACUGUAUAUUUAUGCUUUCUGUAUCUACCAGCUAUUUUAAAUGAGCUGUAUCUUUCUAGUAAAAAGCAUUAAAGAGCAAAUCCCAACCAUUACGCUACACUUAGAGCUUAAGAAUACUGUUUACAUUAAAACUAUUUAGAAAACUAAUAACUCUAGCAGCACCUGCUGCUAAUGAAGCUAUGGUUAAGGGUCUAUCAGCACCUCUGUUAUAAGCCUCUAUUUUUCAGGGGUUAAGCAUCUGCUGUUUAAUUGCAUAGAUUUUCCUCAAAGAGCACUUUUAUUUUACUACAAAAUUUUGAAAAACAAAUCUGACCGGUUUGGGAUAUAUUAUAAAAGGUGCAAAAGUUAAUGAUUUUGGGUGCUGCUUUUGUGCCCCUUAGGCAUUCAAAAUGCCUGGAUUUGAUUUUUAAUUUUGCUGGACAUUAAGCCCUAAUGCAAACCAGUGCCUCUGGGUAUCUUAUUUUAUAUAUAUGUAUAAAAAAAUAUAUAUGUUAUUUUUCUGAAAUGAUUUAAUUUGGGAGGGAGGAAAGGGAGAGGGCUUCUGUUUAUACACAUUUUAAAAAUUUCUUAAAAUUUGAGGGGUCUCUCUCUCCCCCCUGCCCUUUUUCUUUUUUUUUUUAAUCAGGGCUUAACCCUAAAGUUUUCUGGGGCUGUGUCCUCAACAAACCCUGGAAAAAAGUGAAAGUAGAAGGCACUGUAAACAGCCCCCUCUGAGGGUCUAUUUACAUUAAGGAAAUGACCCCGAGCUGACACUAGGAGAGUGACUGGUUACUAAUUACCCACCUCAGUGAAUGCUGAAGGUAAUUUAAAUGCUGAUGUGGAUGGGACAAAACUUUGAAAUACCAAUACAGAAAGUGAGAGCUACAACACGCCACUGCACAGGUACUUUACUGUCCAUGCCAACAUCCUACAGGUUUGUCCCAUCAACGCUGGCAGUUAAAAUCCUUUUGACAGAGGUGGAGUCACUGCUGACAGCUACUGUUGGCAAUCAGUCCAUUUUCUAGGAGAGGUGGACCUCUGUUUUUAAAGCCAUGAAGCUAUUGCAUCAGCAGGACGUCCCUAAGUGCUCAUGCCCCUGAUAGAGCUUACAGGUGUUUGGCAAAGGAAAGCAGGAUAAAUGUUUAAAAAGUUUUUAAAUGCAUAUUUAAUUCUUUUCUCUUUGCCACUGUAAUCUAGCUCACCACGAGAACAGCCCUCAUUUAAAAAAAAAUUAAGGAAAAAAAAGGAAAAAAAAAAAAAGAAUGAAAGAAAAGAAACCCACUAUACCCUGUGUUGCUAUGAAGCUGAGCUCUUGUUUUUAUUUAGACUGAAAACCCUCACCUCUGCUCAAGUUGCGUGCUGUCCUUCCCUGCUCCUCCUGUCCUGUUACACGGUUUCAACAUGUUUUUUUCCUGGGGAUGGCGAAAGAAACGUUGUAAUGCAGUGGGGUAAUUCCUCUGGUGUUUGGAGUACGCUGCACAGUGGGUUGACUUAGAAUUGGCUAUUUAGUUCUAAUGACUGUUGUUACAGUGUGGGGGUUUUUUCUGGCUGUGAACGCUUUUAAAAGUAAGCAUGGCUCACAAAACUUGACUUGGACUCAUUCAGGACCAGUAAGAAAUGCAACGACUCCUCAGGCAGUUCUUGCUAAUUAGAAGAAAUAGCUCCACAUAGUUUUUCAGUUGAAGUUUAGCCCUAUUUUGUGGACCAUCUUCCUUCCUAAACUUGAGCACAAGUCUCUCUUCCACUCCCUUCCACAGUUCCUUAAUGUCUUUGGGAUAACAAAGCAGUUGAUGUCAGAGGUACUGUUAGGCUCUUCCAGAUCUACUUCAAGUGCAAUAAACAAGUUCUCCUUUCCAUGAAGGUGAGGAUGGCCAGAAAGGGAAGAAUCAUAUUAUCUUAUUUUGAUUCCUAUUGCAAUUUUCUCUUCUAGCCUCUGAUGUGUCUUUCAGUUAGAAGCCAGAAAGAUCUCUCUUCUGCUUUCCGCUAGUAGACUACAGACUGGAUAGAAAUCCCUGGUUCAGAAAUAGGGGUGGGGAACAGGAAAGAAGGGACCUUGGUUCUGUCUUUGACUUGCUGUAAGCUUGGGCGAGUCACUCACCUUCUCCGUGCCUCAGUUGCCCCUGUCUGCUGCAUGGGGCUAAUGCAAACACUGCUUUUGUAAAGCAUUUUUGGCUCUUCAGAAAACCAAGAGCUAUGCAUGCAAAUGUUACUAGUAGUGUCAGGACUUUCUGGGAGAAGCAGGGCAUUCAUAUGUGCAGCAGAUAACCACAGAUCUGAGGUAGGAGUGCACCAAAACCAACUAAGCCUGUGGAAGGCUUUGUUGGGGAUGAAGGCAACUACACACUAAUAGUGCUGUAAAUGCUAAAGCACUCUCUCAUUACCACAAAGUGCCACUGCUCAGCUCUCUAUGGGGUAAAUGAAGAGAGUGGAAUGGGAAAAUAGUGGCUUAUUGUUACAUGCCAUGUUACUCAUGCGUGUUUUGCGACAUAAGCUCAAAAUAGGGAAGAGGGUGGUCCUGCUAUGGAGAAGAAAAGUCUCACCAUUCUAACAACCUUAACUGAUGUAAUGAUAAAGCAAUGUUGACAUGCUUGUUUGAAGUGCUGCAAUGGUAUGGCAUUACUUUGAGCACCUUCAGCUCAUAUAUCUUAUUCACAUACGUAUCUAAAAUUUGUACAUAGAGGAUACAGUAUAAACUUAGAUUUGACAUAGGUCAAAGAUUGAUUACACUUUUUCCUGUAUUUCAAACUUCCCUCUUGCCUGGCUGUUAAAAUAAUAACUGGGAGUUGAAAUAUUUAAUGGAAACAUUUACAACUCCAAUAAAGCAUAAUAUCAUAAGACAAUAUUGAAGAGAGAUUAUCUGCCAGGCCGCUUUAUUGAUCUUCUUGACAGAGGCCUAGACCAUUCCUUUGGGUUGCUUUUAGUUAUCUACUUUAGGUUUCCUUCUCCAUCACUGUCUGUGUCAACAUACUCUGUCUGCACACAGCAAAAUGUUCUGCUAGUGACCAUUGCUCAGUGUAUGCUCAUUUGCCAGGCAGGAAUGUUUCCACUUGUAUCUCCUAUCUUUAGGGUACUUUAUCUCUAUCUGUACAAAUCUCUUGAGUUUAGCCAGACAAAAAUAAUAAUAACAAUAAUUUUAAAAUCUAUUAUUCUUGGGUUGCUGUUUUUUAAGCCACAUGGAAAAGUACAAAUUAUCAAACCUUGAUUUUCAACUGUAGAAAGCUCCUCUGCCAACCAUAACCUGCUGUGUCUGUUAUCUGCCGUGACUGGUGAUGAAUCAAGACAGCCUGGAUUCUGCAGUAGCAGCGACCAGGGCUAAAAGUUGAUCUAUUUCAUAAUUGUAUUUUUAUUUUGCUUAACGUGUUUUCUGGGUUGUUUUUUUUAAGCACACUUUCUUGCCUUUUCCUACCCUCCCAAAAUGCUCAAAUUUAUGUUCAUGUAAUGUAAAUAAAGAAAAAUCAUCCAGCAACCCCUCAAAUGUUCCUAAUUGCCUACAUAUAAAGUGACUUGAAGAAAAUAGGUUGAAAAGUGGUCAGUGAGAAGGGAGACUGGGGGGAAAAGAAACAAAAAAAGCAGGGCUGGUGGCAAGGUUUCGCCUGUACAGACAAAGUACUUUAAAGGCUUUUUUCAACGUAAUAUACAGCAGCUUCUUAUAAUUUUCUCAGCAGUAGGUAGUUUACAGUCAUCUGUACCUAGAACAAAUCUUGUCAAAUAUGAAGGUCUGUAGUGAUUGCUGGGUAUAAUUUUAUACAUUUAGCUGAUUCUUCUGAAAGCUUCCACUGUGCUGCUGUUGUCAGACUAAAUUAUCAAUUUAGCCAUUUGUUGUUUAAUGAAUAAAAAACUCCUAUGGCAUUGGAGAUGUUGUGGUUUCAAUAAAGCAAAAGCUUUAACAACUCAAA